Messenger RNA from Protopolystoma xenopodis, 549 nucleotides. The record is from the annotation of a GenBank genome assembly. NCBI's taxonomy places the organism in Eukaryota, Metazoa, Platyhelminthes, Monogenea, Polystomatidea, Polystomatidae.
GUUCCCGGUCCUUCUGCUUCCGUAAAUGCCUCUUCUCUUUCUUCAGCUGCCUCGGCAUCCACUCUGGGAGGCAAUUUGCCUUCCUCAGCUACUAGUUGCCUUUUACCAAUCUUCUGGCAACUUUUUAGCUCGCCAACGUGUCGUGGUCUUAUCAGACAAAAUCAAUUUGGAAAUCUCCAACAUUAUUUUCUUCAAAAGACGAUUAUCAGAGCAGUUGCUACUCUUCGUGUCCAGCAAGUUUGUCCACGAGAAGUACUCUCGUUUCUAAUGGAAUUAGCCAAAUAUAAUGACAAUUCUCGGAAUUCUUUUUCUGACUCCUACUACACAUCAGAAUUAAUCAAAGCUAUGAAAGAUACGUUGACACCAGCCAUUAUAGUGCGCGGCAGCAGUUCUGUGUCUUCCUUACCUUGGGAGGCAAGAACCGUAGUUGAAGAAGCUGUUAGAUGUCUUAAUAUGGAUACACAGAUGCCUAGUUACAAGGCCGAUAUAAGUCAGAUUUUAGUUUAUAUAAGCGAAUUAGAAACAUUUUCAAGGAACAAGGCUAGAUAA